AUGCAGCAUUCAGGCAGCCUUGGGGAGAAUUCUCCCCUCACGCUCAAACACGCCUCGUUUGAAGACGAGAUCACGUCGAGCAGCACAAAGUCCUCUUCCUCCUCCUGGUCCUCCACUUUCACCGAGGUCCUCCGCAUACCUCGUCUGAUCUGGGACUUUACCGAGAGCAACUUUGCCACAUUCGUCGUUCCCAACACCGCCUUUGGCCUCCUUGGUGGGCUCACCGGCGCGCCCCUGACCUCGGGCCACGCAUCUACGCUCUCCAUCGUCCAGCGCUUCCCUCUGGUGGUGGCCUUCAACUGGUACAGCGUGCUCAUCUUCGACCUGGCCAACCAGAGGGGGCCCGAAUCCGUGGCCGAGGACCUCGCGAACAAGCCUUGGCGGCCCAUACCGGCGGGCAAAGUGACGCCUGAGCAGACUCGAAAGGCCAUGCUCGUGGCCAUACCCGCAGUGCUGGCCCUGAACUACGUGCUGGACGUCUGGAACGAGGGUGUCUUCAUCCUGAUCCUGACAUGGCUGUACAAUGACCUCCGCGGGGGCGACGAGCUCGUCCGGGACGCCAUCAUCGCCGUCGCCUACUUUCUCUUCAACACGGCCUCCCUGAAGAUUGCCAUCAGCGGCGGGGCCGCAACAGGAACAGCAGCAGCAGGGGCAGCAGACGACGUACGCGUACCCAUCACCAUCACCCACGAGGGGUACGCGUGGGCGGGCAUCAUCAGCGCGGCCAUCCUGACGACGAUGCAGGUGCAGGACCUCAAAGACCAGGCCGGCGACCGCGGACGGGGCCGCGCGACGGUGCCCCUAUACUUUGGCGACAGGGUCUCGCGGACGUCGCUCGCGGUGCUGGUCCCCUUCUGGUCGUGCGUGUGCGUCUACGUCUGGCACAUCCGGUCGUCGUGGGCGGUGCUUCUGCCCACGUUGUCGGGAGCCAUGGUCGUCGCGGCGGUGCUGCGGACGCGGACCCCGGAAACGGACGCCAGAGCGUGGAAGCUGUGGUGCCUGUGGACGGUCUGUCUGUAUUCCCUGCCCCUCGUCGGUGACGGUUUCGUGUCGUUGGCGUCGCAGCACGUGGAAUGA
Molecule: messenger RNA, 1077 nt
Organism: Colletotrichum acutatum
Lineage: Eukaryota; Fungi; Ascomycota; Sordariomycetes; Glomerellales; Glomerellaceae
Product: UbiA prenyltransferase family-domain-containing protein
Exons: 1
Coding region: 1-1077 (358 amino acids)
Cellular component (GO): membrane
Molecular function (GO): transferase activity, transferring alkyl or aryl (other than methyl) groups
Source: RefSeq, a predicted model, not a curated record